CCAGCAACAGGAUUUACACGGAUGCACAGGGACCCCGCGCCGCUGCCGUGACUACUUACUCCAUCCCAGCACCCAGAUAAUUCGGAGCUGACAAUGAGCCACAUGAAUGUUCCGGUUCUGCUCAUUAUCCUGUCAGUGAGUGUGAGCUGCAGGGAGGCCGCCCCUAUAGACAGACUCAAGUCGUACGAUGCCCGGGACUGGGCGGCACCGAGGGGCUGGAUCUCCCUACAGACCAAACACACUCUGUUCCGACCCAUGAAUGAAGUCCCGCAGUCGGACAGCAGCAGCAGGCAGAAGGGGCACCGUUUAGAGAAGAGAAAGUGCAACACCGCCACGUGCGUGACGCAGCGCCUGGCCGACUUCUUGGUCCGAUCCAACAAUAACAUCGGCACCAUUUACUCGCCGACCAACGUGGGCUCCUACACAUACGGCAAAAGGGACCUUUCUGGGGGUUCUUAGCAGGAACGCCCCCCCAUUACUACCUUCCUGUGAAUAAAUCAUCGUUAGGGCCCCAUCUUAUUCUCACCGCCUCCUGUAACGGGGACAGUCUCAUUCAUUAACCCUUACAGACCGCGUGGGGGGGGGCGGCACAAAGUGUUCUGCUGGGAAAGUCUCCGACAGGAACGAGAUGCAAAAUAUAUAAUAUGAUUUGUCUGCAGCAAUGAACUUGCCGCAAAGUUUUUUUUUAUUAAAAUGUUUGGAAAUCCAAAAGCGCUCUCUGU
Messenger RNA from Xenopus tropicalis (tropical clawed frog), 722 nucleotides. RefSeq names its product islet amyloid polypeptide (gene iapp). Gene Ontology annotation, biological process: signal transduction. Lineage: Eukaryota; Metazoa; Chordata; Amphibia; Anura; Pipidae. Gene Ontology annotation, cellular component: extracellular region. The record is from RefSeq and is a predicted model, not a curated record. Bases 94 to 459 code for a protein of 121 amino acids. Gene Ontology annotation, molecular function: hormone activity. The transcript is spliced from 4 exons.